AUGGCUGGCCAAUCUUCCUUUAGACAGCAGCUCUAUGGCCUGAGCAUUGUAAUAUUAACACUGCAGUGUCCUUAUGUCCUUUGCAAACCGACGGCGCAAGAGGGCGCAGCUCUAAUCCUGGCCCAGUCAAAUCGCCUUGUGCCCGACUAUGUCACUCGAUACGCACCGCUCGUUUGGCUUCACUCAGACGACCCAUUUCGACCAGCAGACUUGCUCCAACACAUCCGCCAUACGGCCCCAGCGAUCAACCAGACGACCAUCCCCAAUCUGCCCGAGCUCGACCUUGACAACCUCGCCAUCCUCAAUGACAUUGUCGGCGGCAAAGUCGCCUUAACGUCCAAUGACGACAUCACGACGUUGCCUGCAUGGCUGUAUGGUUCCAGUCCGGACGAGUCUGGCCGCAUCGCAAACGCCACACCCUGUGUUGUUAUUCUGGUCGAACACAAUGCUCGGACCGUUGACGCCUUCUACUUCUACUUCUACUCCUACGAUCGAGGCGCGAAUAUCACACAGGUCCUGGAGCCUCUUAAUCGCUUGAUUGAGGACACAGAGCAUGGAAUGCACUUUGGAGAUCACGUUGGCGACUGGGAGCAUAAUAUGAUCCGCUUUCGCGAUGGAAAGCCCAUCGGCAUCUGGUAUAGUCAGCAUGUAACUGGUGCUGCAUAUAAGUGGGAUCACAAGGCGCUUUCAAUGAAGGAUGACCGACCCUUGGUCUUCAGCGCAUACGGUUCUCACGCGAAUUAUGCCUCGCCUGGGGAUCACAUCCAUGAUUCAGCGCUGAUUGACUAUUGCGAUGCUGGACGGCUCUGGGAUCCCGUUCUCUCGGCGUAUUUCUAUCACCUCAAUCCUGCCACUUUCCAAUUGACGCACCUCUUCCAGUCCGAAUCCAACGUGUCCAAAGGAUCAAACUUGACGUCUUUCUUCUACUAUACUGGACUUUGGGGUGACGCGCAGUAUCCCGAUAGCGAUUCUCGUCAGAAAACUGUCCCUCAUUUCGGUCUCAAGAGAUUCGUCUCAGGACCGCAGGGGCCGAUUUCUAAGCAACUCGUGCGAAAAAAGUUGUCUCCCAAUCAUCCAGGGAAGAUAACUUGGAUGCAGUGGAUGUGUGUUGCCAUUAGUGAGACGUAUCUUCGAGGACCUCUUAUCUACGGAAUACCAACCGCAGCAUGCACCCUCACGACCGCACACAUUACGGCAUACGGACUUCGCAAUCUGAAGGAGAGUUCGAGGAUGGGGCACCUGAUUCCGCUUCAUGGAUAA
Messenger RNA from Trichoderma reesei QM6a, 1260 nucleotides. RefSeq lists its product as uncharacterized. The record is from RefSeq and is a predicted model, not a curated record. The coding region runs from base 1 to 1260 and encodes 419 amino acids. Lineage: Eukaryota; Fungi; Ascomycota; Sordariomycetes; Hypocreales; Hypocreaceae. The transcript has 6 exons.